Molecule: messenger RNA, 507 nt
Organism: Cladophialophora psammophila CBS 110553
Lineage: Eukaryota; Fungi; Ascomycota; Eurotiomycetes; Chaetothyriales; Herpotrichiellaceae
Exons: 4
Coding region: 1-507 (168 amino acids)
Source: RefSeq, a predicted model, not a curated record
AUGGGUGCGACAAUCCAUCACAACUGCGAUCCCAUUAUCACUCUAGCCUCCUCAACCGUCUCUAUCCCAUCCAUCCUCAUCCUCCUUUCCAUCAUGACUCGGACCAACAAAGGAAAUGACCGCAACCACAGUGCCAUCGCCGAUGGUUCUGCCCUCCCUGAAGAACGUCUCCCUCGCUACUUCGCCAAACAUGGCCACAUUGAUGCCGAUCCCAAAGGUGUGAAGAAACAAGGCGGUGGCAAGGGCAACUGGGGCCGCGAAGGUGACGAAAUUCAGGACUACGACUACAAGUUCACCAAUGCUCGUCGUCGAUCCAACUCCAGCACCCAGGUCCUAGGUGACUUCAAGACAAAAUUCGAAACCCAUGAUGCGGAGCCUGUCUUUGAAGAGGAGUUGCACGGACCUACCGACGAAGAUAUCGAGAAGGCCUCUACUCUUUCCAAGGAAGAGAGCAUUGACUCCAGCACUAUGGGAGGGAGCCUCGAUGACGAAGACAAGAAGAUGUAA